AGAGAGCGGAGAGGGAGAGUGCGGAGCGGAGUGCGAAGCUGGAGAGUCUUUUACACCACGUGACGUGACUGUUUGUGUCUAUGGAGACCCCGCUGAGUGUUGUCAUACACGCUGCCAGAGGACCUCUUGUGAGCCAGACCUGAACUGUGCGGUGAAUUGUUUUUGGCUCCGCCCCCAGCGAUGGGCCACCAGCUGUCCAGCCAGGGGGCGAUCAACAAACUUCCCGAGAAGGUGGCCAAGCAUGUGACCCUGGUGCGUGAGAGCGGCUUCCUGACGUACGAGGAGUUCCUGGGGCGAGUCGCUGAGCUCAACGAUGUGACGGCGCGGUUGGCCUCGGGACAGGACAAACAUCUCCUGUUUGAAGUGCAGCCAAUUAAUAAAACCAGCGGCACUGUGGAGGUGUCCCGGAUCAUGAACCUCUACCAGUUCAUCCAACUCUACAAGGACAUCACCAGUCACGCCGACAACGUCUACGCCCAGAGCACCGCGUACGCCGACAACGCCGAGAACCUCUCCUCUGUGUCUUCCUGCCAAGCCAGCAUCCUAAUGGGGAAGGUGAAGCAACUUACGGACGAGGAAGAGUGCUGCAUCUGCAUGGACGGCCGCGCUGAUCUCAUCCUGCCCUGCACUCACACCUUCUGCCAGAAAUGUAUUGACAAAUGGAGCGAUCGGAACCGCAACUGCCCAAUCUGCCGCCUGCAGGUGACCGAAGUGAACGACUCCUGGGUGGUGUCUGAAGCCCCGACUAAAGAAGACGUGGCCAAAUACAUCCUGAACCUGGCGGACGAGGUCGGGCAGCCCAACGACGCCUUGUUCUGACCGCCCACGCGGACUUUUCCCAGCGAUAGCCAAGGGCUCGUCCAGGCGAGUAUUGAGCGCUUCCUCUGCUCGGCCUUUCCUGCGCCAAUGACGUUCAUCUGCGGGUGAACGGAGCUCUCCUUCACACACGGCGCCGGCAAGGACACGCUUAGACAUUAGCCGCCGG
Messenger RNA from Nanorana parkeri, 985 nucleotides. Its product is annotated as RING finger protein 141-like. Gene Ontology annotation, molecular function: ubiquitin-protein transferase activity. The transcript is spliced from 6 exons. The record is from RefSeq and is a predicted model, not a curated record. Gene Ontology annotation, biological process: protein autoubiquitination. NCBI's taxonomy places the organism in Eukaryota, Metazoa, Chordata, Amphibia, Anura, Dicroglossidae. Bases 181 to 819 code for a protein of 212 amino acids.